AUGGCCCAAGCUGCCACGCCGGCGACGGACGACAAUGUCGAGAUCCUGGUCCACGUCGCGGCGCCAGCCAUGAGCAAGGACGACGCCACGUAUAGAGCGCUAGCAAAUGCGUACCUCGCCUUUCAUGCGGCGUCUCGUACAUCCUUACCUGCGUGCACUUCGCAGCAUGCGCCACAGGGUCCAACGACACCAGAGCCGCCGCCCUCGAAGACGCACGAACCCUUUGCCACAGAGCCAGCCUUACCAAUCGUCACACCCAACAAGCGCCCAUCGCACAGAUCGCCGCCAGGCAACGAUGCCGAGAUGACAGAUGCCGAGGACUCGUGGAUCGCGCCGCCGAGUACCGUCCCAGACUCGAUGCCCUGGAACGACCUUCGACUGCCAGAGCUCUCCUCUCCCAGCCGGACAAUGGAACACUUUCUCGGUCUGCUGGAAGACUGCUCAGCACUCGACGACUCAUCUCUCGACGAUUCGGUCAUGAGAACGAGUCCCAUCCAACGUCGGGGGGGGAUCGCACCGCAGAUCAACAAUGAGAGCAAGAGCGUUGGAGCCGCUGUGCCUCCGGUCGUGCGGCAUGACCUGACCGGUCCUGUUUCCUGGGCUGAGGAGAAUGGAGGCGAUGAUAGUAUCAUUGAAGAGACAAUCCUCGAAGACACGACUGUCGAAGACACGACCGUCGAGGACACCUCCCUGUCCCCCCUAAAGCGAAAGCGCCCCCAUCAUUCGCGCGCCGGUUCCGAUCCUCUCCCGAGCAAGCACGCAAGGCUGCCCUCUCCAGAUCAUCUGGCGCGAAGCUCGAGCGACACGGGGCUCGCGUCCCCCAGUCCACAGACCCCUGCCUAUCCCUUGACGCUGCGCAACCCAUCCGACUCAACCUUCAUCUCGCUGCUCGAGAUCGAAGCCCCGGCUCCCAAGACGUCCGCGGCAUCCCUCUCGCCAGACGAUCUGAUCACCCCCAACAUGCACCUCCUCAUGCGCUCCUUUGGCCUCCCCCGGCGCCUCGACUCGGUCACCCGCCAUCGUGCCCUCAAGCCGUUCGAGCGCGGGUACUGGCUCCUGGACUGCGCCGGCUGGGAACCGGGGCUCGCUCAUCGGGCUUGGGGCUUCCUGUACAACUACAUCACGGACGGAUUCGCCGGCUGGGGCAGUCGUUGCGUGCGGGAGGCGGGGUGGCAAUGGAUCCGGUUCUGGAGCUUUGGCCAUGUCGCCAAUCACGUCUAUCUCCUGCUCCACGUUGCUACCGAACGGGCGAUCAAAUCAGAGGAGAUUGCUUGGGUUGACGGUGCUGGCGAUGUCGUCCUGGUCACCAAGGGACACGCAUAG
Verticillium alfalfae VaMs.102 is the source of this 1323-nucleotide messenger RNA. RefSeq lists its product as hypothetical. The record is from RefSeq and is a predicted model, not a curated record. The coding region runs from base 1 to 1323 and encodes 440 amino acids. The transcript has 2 exons. NCBI's taxonomy places the organism in Eukaryota, Fungi, Ascomycota, Sordariomycetes, Glomerellales, Plectosphaerellaceae.